CAUGUGUUGCCAUCAGAUAUUCUAUAAAAAAUAUCCGAAAAAGUGGAUGCUUGAAGUCAUAGAACUCGCAGUUGAAUUUGAGUAUAUCUUUUAACUAAGAAAUGCUUAACUUUGGCAGUUAUAUCAUCAAUAUCAGGGAUCCAGGCUGCUAUGGUGGUGUGCUACUUCUUUCUUGCAUAAUACUGGUUGGCCUGUUUGCUCUACAGCAUUCUGGAACCCACAGGGUUGGAUUCUUGUUUGCACCUAUAGUGACUAGUUGGUUGAUAGCUAUUUUUGUCAUUGGGCUGUAUAAUACUAUAUUUUGGAAUCCCAAAAUUGUAUUUGCUCUUUCUCCAUAUUAUGUCAUCAAGUUCUUUAAGGAAACUGGGAAAGAUGCUUGGAUUUCUCUAGGAGGUGUGCUCCUCUCAAUUGCAGGUACAGAAGCUAUGUUUGCAGAUCUUGGUCAUUUCACUGCCUCCUCAAUGAGGAUAGCAUUUCCAUUUUUUGUAUACCCUUGCUUGGUGGUACAGUACAUGGGUCAAGCUGCUUUCCUGUCCAAAAACAUUGCUUCUAUUCCAAAUAGCUUCUAUAAUUCCAUACCUGACAUUGUAUAUUGGCCUGUCUUUGUUAUCGCUACCCUUGCAGCCAUUGUUGGUAGUCAGGCUGUAAUCACUGCUACAUUCUCCAUCGUUAAGCAAUGUAAUGCACUGGGUUGCUUCCCACGGGUCAAGAUUGUCCACACUUCAAAGCAUAUUAAAGGGCAGAUCUAUGUCCCAGAAAUAAAUUGGAUCCUAAUGAUUCUGAUCCUUGCUGUCGCUGUUGGGUUUCAGGACACCACUUUAAUUGGGAAUGCAUAUGUUAAGCCUACUAGUCUUUUGACAAUCUCUAUUCUAAUUCUUCAAAUUCCACUGUAUGACACUGCCUUCCUACAUUUCAUUCUCAUAGAAAGUAGACUAAUCCCCAUUAAAAGAUCUCCGCAACUAUCCCAAUUAUAUCACCCUCAGAAGUAGUUGAAUUUUUCUUAUGCAUCUGUCAGAGCUGUGGUAGUAUUAUAUUUAUUGGUAUGCAGGUGAAGAAAUAGAAUGUUGACGUAUCGAACAUUAAGCCGUCCAAUGUGCCUGAGCUAUAAUGUUCACAAGUAAUUCUGU
Molecule: messenger RNA, 1127 nt
Organism: Nicotiana tabacum (common tobacco)
Lineage: Eukaryota; Viridiplantae; Streptophyta; Magnoliopsida; Solanales; Solanaceae
Source: RefSeq, a predicted model, not a curated record